AUGUCGCAGUAUCGAGCCUACGACAAGGACGAUGGCGUCCCUGUCAUCGAGGCCACGGGCCACGGCGGAUUCGGAGGCGGCUACGGGGACGACUCGAACUCGACGGAUGCCGACUUCUCCGCCUUUGACCCGCACAGCGGCGUCAAGCGAGGCCUGAAGACGCGGCACCUCAGCAUGAUGGCGCUGGCGGGCAUCAUCGGCCCGGGCCUCCUGAUCGGCGCGGGCGGCGCCCUCUCCAACGGCGGCCCGGCGGCCCUGCUCAUCGGGUUCGGCGUCAUCGGCAUCAUCGCCUUCAGCAUCAUGCAGAGCCUCGGCGAGCUCACGACGCUGUAUCCCACGGGCGGCGCCUUCACGGGCCUGGCGGACCGCUUCGUCGACAAGGGGUUCGGCGUCGCGCUCGGGUGGAACUACUUCAUCAUCUGGAUGUGCGUCCUGGCCAACGAGUACAACGUGCUGUCCAGCAUCUUUGUCUUUUGGAGUGACAAAGUGCCCUUGUGGGGAUACUUUUUGAUCUUCUGGACUCUCUUCCUAGGGUUCCAACUCCUUGGCAUCGAGGCUUUUGGAGAGGCCGAAUUCUGGCUGGCGCUGAUGAAGCUCAUCGGCUUGGUCGCCUACUUUCUUUUCUCCAUCGUCUACGCCGCUGGAGGGAUUCCCGGCCAGGACGCCCUCGGGUUCCGAUAUUGGCGGGACCCCGGCGCCUUCACCGACGGCUUCCGCGGCGUCGCCAAGGUGUUCGUCUUCUGCUCGACCUUUUACGCCGGCGUCGAGUCCGUCGCCGUGGCGGCCACCGAGACCAAGAACCCGCGCGUCGCGGUGCCGCUCGCCAUCCGGCAGGUCUUCUGGCGCAUCAUCUUCAUCUACAUGGGCUCGGCCUUCUUCUUCGGCCUCACCUGCCCGGCCAACGCCGACGAGCUCGUCAACGGCGGGUCGCGCGCCGUCAAGAGCCCCAUGACGGUCGCCAUCCAGAACGCCGGCUGGGAGGGCGGCGUGCACCUCAUCAACGCCUUCAUCUUCGUCACCUGCCUGAGCGCCUGCAACUCGUCCAUCUUCAUCGGCUCCCGCACCCUCCUGUACAUGGGCCAGGACGGGAAAGCGCCCAGGAUCCUGGGCAGGACGGACGGCCGCGGGGUGCCGAUCCCGGCCAUCGUCUUCACCAACCUCUGCGGCGCCCUGUCCAUGAUGAACAUCAGCACCGGCGCGAGCAAGGCCUACUCGUACAUCGUCAACCUCAGCGGCGUCUCGACCUUCCUCGUCUGGGGCUCCAUCUCCUUCAUCCACAUCCGCUUCCGCCAGGCGUGGAAGGCCCAGGGGCACGCCGAAAGCUCGCUGCCGUUCGUGUCGCUGUGGUACCCCUGGAACGCCUACUUCGGCCUGGCGGCCAACAUCUUCCUGGCCAUCGUCCAGGGCUGGACGACGCUGUCGCCCUUCGACGCCGGGUCGUUUGUCGACGCCUACAUCCUGCUGCCCCUGUUCCCCCUGAUCUGGUUCGGCUACAAGUUCUGGUUCAAGACGCACUUCUGGCGGACGAGCGAGAUCGACCUGCUCUCCGGUCGGCGGAGAGACCUGGACGAGUCCCGGGAGAUCGAGACGGGCGAACAUGAUUUGGACAGGCUCCCAUGGUGGAGGCGGCUGCUGAAAAGCUUCUAG
This is a messenger RNA of Colletotrichum higginsianum IMI 349063, 1647 nucleotides long. Its product is annotated as Amino acid permease. The coding region runs from base 1 to 1647 and encodes 548 amino acids. Gene Ontology annotation, biological process: amino acid transmembrane transport. NCBI's taxonomy places the organism in Eukaryota, Fungi, Ascomycota, Sordariomycetes, Glomerellales, Glomerellaceae. The transcript is spliced from 3 exons. Gene Ontology annotation, molecular function: amino acid transmembrane transporter activity. Gene Ontology annotation, cellular component: membrane. The record is from RefSeq and is a predicted model, not a curated record.